Messenger RNA from Acanthaster planci (crown-of-thorns starfish), 6101 nucleotides. RefSeq lists its product as uncharacterized. Lineage: Eukaryota; Metazoa; Echinodermata; Asteroidea; Valvatida; Acanthasteridae. Gene Ontology annotation, cellular component: extracellular region. The record is from RefSeq and is a predicted model, not a curated record. Gene Ontology annotation, molecular function: serine-type endopeptidase inhibitor activity.
UCUACCAAGCCCGGGCAGUGUCCUACAACCACCGGUUUGGGGGUCGGAUUGUGCAUAGAGGACUGUACCAGCGAUGCUGACUGCCGGCCGGAAUCACAAGUGCUGUUCUAAUGGUUGCGGGCACCAAUGCAGGGAACCGGUGACAGAGAAGCCCGGUAGUUGCCCUGUGGGCCUGCUGCCGGAGGGAGCUGUAGGAACCUGCGUGGAGCUGUGCGGUCAGGACCAGGACUGCCCUACCUCUCACAAGUGCUGCUCCAACGGCUGCGGGCACGCUUGCAUCCAGCCGCUGGAUAUACCUGUCAUUCAUGAGGGCUCCUGCCCAGUUAUUGAUGGUGGAUUUGGGAUCUGUCAGGAGCUAUGCGAUAAUGAUGGCAACUGCACAACCAAUCAGAAAUGUUGUUCCAAUGGAUGUGGGCACACCUGUGUCGAUGCAGUAAAAGAGCCCGAGUGUCCGCCUGUGAUGUGCAUGAUGUGGUGCCCUCAUGGCUACCAGCAAGACUCAGACGGGUGCGACACUUGCCAGUGCAACCAUCCAACUGUGAUCCAUGCUGGUGAGUGCCCUGUCGUUGACGACGGCGCUGGGUUUGGCGCCUGUGUCGAGGUCUGCGAUCACGACGGGAACUGCAGCACGACCCAGAAAUGCUGCUCCAACGGCUGCGGGCACACCUGCAUGGAGGCAGGGCAACCAGACCCUGCUACUCUGGGAUGUCCGGGCGUUACCCCCAACCAGCUGAGUGUGUGCGUCACCGACUGCAGCAUGCACACCGAUUGUAAUAACUCCCAAUUGUGCUGCCCUAAUGCCUGUGGUCACCAGUGCAUGGAACCAGUGACUGUUCAUCCAGGCACCUGCCCAGUUGGAGACCUGUCGACUGGCGUCAGCGGGAUCUGUUCUGAGCUGUGCCGCAACGAUGGAGACUGCCCCUCUGCCGAUCAGAAGUGUUGCUCCAACGGUUGUGGUCAUGUUUGCGUGACUGCCAACCCCACUCCGGACGCUUGCCCUGACGUGACCUGUCGGAUGUUCUGUCUAUUUGGUUUCAAGAAGGACUCUAACGGCUGCGACAUCUGUGAAUGCUACGAGCCACCAGCCGCUCAUCCUGGUACCUGCCCCAUUGGUGUCCUGCCUCAAGACAUGAUUGGAGCGUGUGUGGAAAGUUGCCACGACGACGGCGACUGCACUGCUCAUGAGAAGUGCUGCUCUAAUGGAUGUGGCCACAGUUGCGUGAAUGCGACAGCUAUCUUGUGUCCAGACUUCAUGUGUGCUAUCUACUGUGAGUACGGAUAUCAGCUGGACCAGAAUGGCUGCAGCACAUGCAUUUGUCUGGAAGAGCCAGAGGUCUGCAGGGAGGUGUUCUGCGCCAUGCAUUGCCCCUAUGGAUUCAAGAAGCUAGCUAAUGGAUGCCCAUACUGUGAAUGCCAGGACACACCCACAGAAUGUCCGGAGGUGAUGUGUAUGAUGUAUUGUGAGACUGGCUACCAGAGAGAUUCCAACGGCUGUGAAGUUUGCCUGUGCAAUGAGCAGCGUCCUAUCAUAAGACCUGGGUCAUGUCCGAGAGUCGAUGCAGAUGAUGUGGAAUUCGGGAUGUGUGCCGACAUGUGUGACAAUGAUGCUGAAUGCCCCACCAAUCAGAAGUGUUGUUCCAACAGCUGCGGCGGCCACCAGUGCGUGGAUGCGGAGAAUGUCCCAGUUGAGUGUCCGUCCAUGCAUUGCAUGAUGUGGUGCCCUUAUGGUUUCCAGAGAGACCAGAAUGGAUGUGAUUUGUGUCUCUGCAAUCAACAAACAGAGAUUCACACAGGGUCCUGUCCGCCUGCUUCCGCUGACAGUUUUGGCGUCUGCUCUGAAUCCUGCGAACACGAUGGAUCGUGUGCGCCAUCGGAGAAAUGCUGCCCCAACAGCUGCGGGGCACGCCAGUGCACACCUGCAAUCAUGACAGAAGUGAAGCCUGGAGCAUGUCCUGAGGUUACAGACGGUGGCCUUGGCCUGUGCCUGGAAGCUUGCUCCGCUGACGCCAACUGCACAGGCUCCAAGAAAUGCUGCUCCAAUGGCUGCGGUCACCAGUGUUCAGAAGCUGUUGACAGGCCAGUGGUGCGGCCAGGGGUGUGUCCUGUAGGCUCUCUGCCAGAAGGCGUCAACGGCAUCUGCGUUGACAUGUGUCAAGAUGAUAGCGAGUGCUCCGACAAUCAAAAGUGUUGCUCCAAUGGCUGCGGCCUGGUCUGCAUGACCAGCUUCAGAGCACCAGAUACCUGUGGCGAUGUAAUGUGCAGCAUAUUCUGUGACUAUGGGUUCAAGAGAGAUGACAACGGCUGUGAUGUUUGCAUUUGCAACGACCCUCCAGUGUUGCAUGUUGGUGAAUGUCCAACCAGCAGCGGAGGUUUCGGCAUUUGCACUGAUCUAUGCACGUCCGACGGCAACUGUGAGCCGCAUCAGAAGUGCUGCUCCAACAGCUGCGGUCACAUGUGCAUGGAUGCUGUCAACAUUCCGGUUGUACAUCCUGGAUCCUGUCCCCUGGGGUCCUUGGCUGAGGAGUUGUCUGUGGGGGUGUGCGUGGAUCUGUGUGAUGGGGAUGAGGACUGCGACUCGGACAUGAAGUGUUGCUCCAACGGCUGCGGGCAGCAGUGCCUGAAAGCAGUCGACGUCCCAGUCGUCUGUGCUGAAGUCCUAUGUAUGAUGUUCUGUGCCCAUGGCUUUCAGAAAGAUGAUGACGGCUGUGACGUGUGCUCUUGUAACAUUGAACCAGUGACUUGUCCGCCUGUCUUGUGCCAACGAUUCUGCGAGGACGGAGCUGUUGUUGAUGAAAACGGAUGUGACACGUGCCAGUGCAAAGGAGACCCAGAUGUUUGCCUACCAAUAACAUGUAACAUGUUCUGUGAUUAUGGCUUUGAGAAGGAUGCUGCAACCGGUUGCGACAUUUGUUCCUGCCGCCAACCAGUCUACCAUGCUGGUGAGUGUCCAGCAAUGGAUGAUGUGAUUGGUCUGUGUGGUGAAUUCUGUUUGCACGACGGGGAAUGCUCAGCCAAUCAGAAGUGUUGUUCCAAUGGCUGCGGUCACACAUGCAUGGAGGCAGUUCAGCAGACAGUUCUCAAGCCUGGAGGCUGCCCAGCUGUUAUUGCCAGUGACGUUGUGGGCGUUUGUGUCAACAACUGCACUACGGACGCUGACUGUGUCAAGGAUCUGAAAUGCUGCUCCAAUAGUUGCGGUCAUGCCUGCGUUGAACCUACAAAAGAUGUGAAACCGGGAACGUGUCCUGUAGUGAUUAAUGAUUUUGACGACUCCUACACAUGCGCAAAUGAAUGCAAGUACGACACAGACUGUGAUGAUAUCUUAAAAUGCUGCCAUAAUGGCUGUGGACACGCCUGCGCCAAACCAGAGGAAGUUGACAACCAGCUGGGGGAGGCCGAAGCUGGGCAGGCAGGGAUGAUGUCAUCCAGACUUGUCAUUUGGGCUUUCGUGUCUAUAAUCAUAGCCCUGAUGUAAUUGUUGUCGACUGCGGUGAUGCACUUUUAAGAGUGUAACACUUUGACUUGUCUCCCUCACCUCAUAAAUUGGGUUUGUUAGAAGUUGAGAGACAUGUCAUCUCUCUUUUAUCAAAUUACCAUUUCUCCAAGACUUUCACUGUAGCUUUUGCGUCUGACAUUUACCUGUAGUCAACAUGUAUAUACAUGCAGUCAUUCUAGUUAACUUUUACCCUCCCUGAAAGCUAACCCUGCCCUCCAUCUAUAGAUCAAUCUACAUGUAUCUUUCCUCUCGAUAGCAUAGAGUUCAUUGACAGAGCACCUCUCCGUUCUUUUUGUCUCUAUACCUCCUCCACCACAUUACUUUACUUAUACCCUUGACACUCUAAGGGAGCAUCUCGGAAGUAUUCAUUUCUGUUGGACCGUUCUCACUGGAAAAAGCAGCAUUCACCCAUCAGUGGGAACGGUCCACUUUGUGCAUAACCUGCUCUGGGCAGUGUUCCCAGUGCCAUGUCCGACUGUUGUGUGAUGAGAACAAAACAUUUUAACCAGUCGGAAUUAUGAGAUGUUCCCAAAGGGUAUUUAUUCUACAUUUGCUUGUUCAUAGCUCUUUUUCUAUGUGUAGAUGUCCACUCUUUCCCCUUGCUGCACAUAUUCAUCUUGUAGACAGGCCUGCCCACCACUCUCCAGUCGCCUCUGUGUGCCAGCACUGUUUCAAUAAAUACUUCUUUUUUCUUUGCAUUGGCUUACAGGCGUUUGGUUUCAGUAGACUGCUGUCAUUCAUGCUAAACGAAGCCCUCAACAUACCUUUUCUGUCUUUGUCUCUGUAGCUGCCUCAAGCCUUUCCUGUCAAGAUGACUUUGCCUAUCUUGUCCUUCCAAAACUUUUUUGUUAGUGGCAGUUGAAUCAACACUGUAGAUGCUCACAUUUACCUGUAAUGGCACUUUCUUACUACUGGGUAAUCCCCCAGUCUUUUGGGAAUGAAUUGGCCACUUCUAUCUGCCUAAAAUGGCAAUAUCGAGCUUUAUGCCUCCUGCUGGGUAGCUGGACUGAUUAUAGCAUUGUCUCUAGGCUCGAUGAGCAAGGGUAGUCAUGAAUUGAAAUCUUGAUUGCUAGUGUAUACAGUUAAAAUUUGUACCCCCUUAAAAGUGAAGAUUAGCUUAAUCAUGAUACUAAAGACAGCACCAUUCCCACAUCGUCUUCGAUAUAUUUGCUGAAAUUGCUGAUCGCUUUUCUUAUGUGUUGCAAAAAUUCGUUUUCCCCUCUCCAUUACCCCCUAUCUUCCUUCAUAUAUAUUUAAUCUUACUUCCUGUGUCUGCCGCUUACUCGGCGUUUUAACUCAUUUCUUAUCCUGAAAUGAUAUCAUUUCUCUGUCUCAUCCUCUUCAUUAAGAUUCUAUCCGAUCCCCUAAAUGUAUCAAUUACGUUGGAAAAGUGUGUCCUCCUCGUAGCUCUCCAAACUAUGAAGAGUACACGUAUUGUAACAUAGACUCUGUGUGGGGCCUUCCUCACAUUCUUGAGAGGGCAUGUGUGGGCGGUAUCAUGUUUGGUCCCAAACUUUCAAUUAGAAAACUACUCGAAUAGAGAUCGUGACAAAUCAUAGACAUUACUAAUCAUGGGGACAAUGUCAACACCCGUCGCUUCAUGUAAGAUGUAAAUGUACACGGUAGUGUGACCUGGGGAAGAAGCCGAGCGGCUGAUGGAGGCUGGUGAUUUGAAAAAGAAAGUUGGGUCGCUGGUAAAAGUAAAACGAGGACCGUAAAAAUGGUUUUAACUGGACAAAAAUGUUGGCAGGCAUGAGAUUUAUACCAGAACAUGCAUCGACCACAUUCAUCAUCCUUUAUACAGUGAUGGUAUUCCAGUAGUGCUAAAGUUUUCCACCUUUUGAAAACUGUACUGAGGUAUUUUAUUCAUUGCCAGUUACUUUUGUUGUAAACAGGUUCAUUUUAACACACCUGUUGUGCCGUCGUUACUUGAUUUGAGCAGUAUCGGUUUCAAAGACUUGUCACAAUUUGUAAAAAAAAAUUAGCUUCAUUUCUUUCUUGAAAAUGCCAUUAAAACCAAUACUGUGGCAGCAUGUGAGAUUGAAAUAACCGGCAAUAUUUCCCCAUUUUUUGUUUUGUUUUAUUUUUGUUUUGUUUCUGUAACAAGACUUCUUUGUCUUACACACGUGAUAAAGACAAGCAGUGCAUUUCAAAUGUUUUACCAGGAAGCAAAUGGACUAUCUACAGAACGUUAUUUCGUCACUUUUUAGUUGUGAGUUUUAUAUACAGUUGAACUUCGUUAAUAAGAACACAGCACUUUUAAUACAACGUUCUGUUAAUGGCAGUGAAAUUUUUUGGUCCAAAUCCUUCGCUUUUUCAUUCAGUAAUACAAGGUUUCUGUUUUAACAAGGUAACUGGCAAAGUCCAAAGGACCUAUUAUUAAUGAGGUUCAACUGUAUAUUGAAAUUGCAAUUCCAUAUUUACCCACAUUAUCAUUACCCACAAUAUAAUUUGUGCAGGUUAUAUACAGGAAUCAUUGGCAAACCCGGUUGAUAUUCAAACCGUCUGAUUCGUUAAUUAUUAAGCCAAUCUGUGUUUCUGUUUGUGUGUUAGAUAUAAUAGCCAUUCUGCAUUAAUUAAAAUAGACAUGAUUGUCAUCGCCGCAUUA